AUGGCGCACAAAGAACCUCCCAUGACGGAUGACCACCCAUCCAUGGCUACACCAGACUCGCCCGGCUUAUUCCUUCAACGUGAAAGUAAGAAGCCAUGCCUUGAACCGGAUUUGAAUGACCGACGAGAAUUUUUGAGCCUUCCUGGAGAGAUACGGAAUCUUCUCUACGACUUCCUCUUUGCAUCGACCAGGCUGUCCUCUGGCAGGCGAUAUGUUCACAAAGGAAAAUGGAGACGGAUCAAGUCAGCACCACAUUCCCUCGCAAUUCUCCGUACCUACCGCCAGAUGUAUGAGGAUGCCAGAGGUCUAUGGAUGAGUCAAGUCACCUUCAGCUUUAAGCAUCCGGAUAGCAUGCCUGAGAAACUCUUUUAUCGACCACCGUCAGUGCUAUCCCAAAUCCGCCACAUUCGCAGCCAUCUCGCCUAUCUGGAUCUCGAUGUUACCACUGAGGCUCACAAAAAGUGGAGCAAGCGCUUUCUAUAUGAAGUGGAAGAGUACGAGCUCCCUUCAGCAUUCCAGCUGCUAUCGGGCUUGCGUCUGAAAACAAUUACUGUCUUGGGGUGUGAAUUCGAGUUCUACGAGAACCUGGACAAUAUCUUUGAGUUCUUUAUCGAUGAUAGCCAUUGGAAGGAGCUUCGAUUCAUUACCCCCCGUGCAGGUUCCAUGAGUCCCUUCGAGGUGCGCAGCGAUAUCCCCGACCGGAGUCUCAAAAGCGAGCGCGCACUCUCCGAAUUUUGA
This is a messenger RNA of Penicillium cataractarum, 738 nucleotides long. RefSeq lists its product as uncharacterized. The record is from RefSeq and is a predicted model, not a curated record. The transcript has a single exon. Lineage: Eukaryota; Fungi; Ascomycota; Eurotiomycetes; Eurotiales; Aspergillaceae. The coding region runs from base 1 to 738 and encodes 245 amino acids.